AUGUCUCAACGUCAAAAGAAUCGAGAAUGUGCAGCUGACCAAGGCCAGACCUGUGAGGACACCCAGGGCCUACAGGUUGCAACAGUCUCCAGCCAUGUGGAGGAGCCAUGUACCUCCUCUCAUCUUAUGGCUAGUAGUCUGAAAGGCCAAACCUGUGAGGAGACCCAAGGCCUACAGGAUGUGGAGGAGCCAUGUUCCUCCUCUAAUUCUCUGAUGGCUAGCUACCAGAAUGAUCCUGCAGAUGAGACACCUAGUACUUCUGGGGGUCUUCAGAGUCCCUGUGCCUCUUCAAGAGAAUCAGGUGAGGAUCUUAGCAACCAACAAGUGCAGAGUUAUCCAAUCUAUCCACCAUUUCAACAAGACACCAUGAAUGUACCUAUGAUGAGUGUUGAUAGUAAAGUUGAUUUCUUGGUGAAUUACAUGCUGUGCAAGUAUCAGAUGAGAGAGAUAAUGAGCAUGGCUGAUAUAUUGAGACUCAUUGUAAGAGAAGAUGAAUAUCGUUACCAUGAAAUCCUCAUGAGAGCUGCUGAACGCAUGGAAAUGGUCUUUGGUUUGGAUGUAAAGGAAGUAGACCCUGUCAACCACUGCUAUGCUCUCUUUAUCAAACUAGGUCUCACCUAUGAUGGGAUGCGUAGUGAUGAGUAUAGCUUUCCUAAGACUGGUUUCCUGAUACUCAUCCUAGGGGUAGUAUUCAUGAAAGGCAACCGUGCCACUGAAGACGAGAUUUGGGAAGUGUUGAAUCCAAUGGGAAUCUAUUCUGGGAUGAAUCAUUUUGUCUUUGGUGACCCUAGGAAGCUGAUAACCGAUGAGUUUGUGAAGGAGCAAUACCUGGUGUACCAGCCAGUAGCCAAUAGUGAUCCUGUACAGUAUGAAUAUGUGUGGGGUCCCCGGGCUCGAUUUGAAACUAGUAAGAUGAAAGUGUUAGAGUUUGUGGCCAAGGUUCAUGGGACAGACCCUACUGCAUUCCAGUCUCAGUAUGAAGAGGCUCUGAUAGAAGAAGAAGAGAGAACCCUUGCCAUGAUUUUAAACAGUGCUGGCCCAAGACCUAGUUCUGGUGCAAGUUCUAGUGCCAUGGGCAGCAGCUUCCCUCAUAUCUAG
Molecule: messenger RNA, 1098 nt
Organism: Onychomys torridus (southern grasshopper mouse)
Lineage: Eukaryota; Metazoa; Chordata; Mammalia; Rodentia; Cricetidae
Gene: Mageb16
Product: MAGE family member B16
Exons: 2
Coding region: 1-1098 (365 amino acids)
Biological process (GO): negative regulation of transcription by RNA polymerase II
Cellular component (GO): nucleus
Source: RefSeq, a predicted model, not a curated record